Messenger RNA from Thyridium curvatum, 225 nucleotides. RefSeq lists its product as uncharacterized. Lineage: Eukaryota; Fungi; Ascomycota; Sordariomycetes; Thyridiales; Thyridiaceae. The record is from RefSeq and is a predicted model, not a curated record. The transcript is spliced from 4 exons. The coding region runs from base 1 to 225 and encodes 74 amino acids.
AUGGCUGGCCUUCAACACUUCAAGAUGGCCCUGGAUCCGGCGAUUGUCCGGCUAGGCAACAUGACUACCAACCGCCACAAGUACUUCAGGUGGACCGGCCGCACUGCUGGCAUCACCUUUGUCUACGUCGCGGUCGUCCCGAGCAUCUUCUACUGGAUUACCGUUUCGACUCAGGACAAGUGGGAUCUGAGGGCCAAGAGGAGGGGCGAUCUGGUUGCCGCAUAA